Messenger RNA from Fusarium coffeatum, 3408 nucleotides. RefSeq lists its product as uncharacterized. Gene Ontology annotation, cellular component: Golgi apparatus. The transcript has 4 exons. The coding region runs from base 1 to 3408 and encodes 1135 amino acids. NCBI's taxonomy places the organism in Eukaryota, Fungi, Ascomycota, Sordariomycetes, Hypocreales, Nectriaceae. The record is from RefSeq and is a predicted model, not a curated record.
AUGUUCCAACGGUUCAAAAGCGCUAUCGAUCGGACCAUUGCCGAGGAGCAAGCCCGCCAGCAGACAGCCACCCAGUCGAGAACACCAUCUCGAACAGGCUCGACGUCGUCGCGCAAAGGCGAUGGCACGCCAGCCCAGCGCGCAAAGUCCAGGAAACAAGCCUCCGAUGCAGGCGACGCCCCGAACCCUGAUCCUGCCGUUUUUGAAGCCGCUUUUGUGAUUGACGAUAGCGACGAACCAAGUCGAGCUGCUACCCCGUUGCCUCCUACCGCUAGCGACGAGAAAAAGACUGAUAGCGCCAAUGCUUCGGGCGGUGCAUCGGAAGAGAAGGCCUCAGAGGGGCAAGGUCUCAAUGAUGAAGCCAGCACCGACAAGGGUGAAGAUGGUGUAGCUGAAACUCCAGCAAUUAAACCACAAACACCGAAGCCGCAGGAGUUAAGCCCGGAGAUUCGUCAGAAGCUGCGCAAACUUGAAAAGCUUGAGGCGACAUAUCCUGAACUGCUUCGUUCUUACCGCGUCGCCCAUAGGCGUGCGACGGCGAUUGAGCCGUUCGAGAAGGCUCUCCGCGAAAACACUCCCUUAACUUCUAUCAGUGAUCCUGAUGCCCUCGUGGAAUACCUCAACCAAGUAAACCUGCGGAGUGAUAUGGUGAUGCAGGAGCUGAAGAAGAUCUCGGCUGACAAGGAGGAACUUCAGAAGAAGCACAAUGAAGCUGAAGAAAAGACAAAGAAGCUGGAAGAAGAGUUGGCGACACUGAAGCUGGACAAUGCUGAUCAACCGAAGAUCAACGAUUCGGAGACAGCCAAGGACGCUAAGAAUGACAAGCAUGAAGACAUCCCCCCCGAGGAAAUUGAGAAAUCGAAAUCCCCUGUAUCUUCUGUCAUUGGCAUGUUCUCGCCCAAGCACAAACCUCAAAAGUCACUCACCGAGGUCACCGAACCAAAGGAGUCUAACGAAGAGUUCUUUUCCUACGAUGAUGAGAUCCCUCAGCUUCAGGCUGAUGUUGCCUCAAAGUCUGAGGUGAUCGAGAAGCUCAAGUCUGAAGUCGAGAAUCUCCAGAAAGAGUUGAGUACAGUUCGAGAGACCAGUGCUGGCUUAGUUGAAAACUUGGAGAACGCUACUCGGGAGUUGAGCGAAUCUCGUGAUGCUGCUGCCGCCAAGGAGUCUUUGCAGGCUCAACUUGAUGAGCGCAAUAAGGAAAUCAAGUCUCUGAACGAACGGCUGGAAGAGUCGCAGACGCAACUCAAGCAACUCGAAGAAGGCAAGAACGCACAUAACGUCAAGGUCGACGAACUCAAGGUUUCACUUGCAUCGUCAGAUAAGCGCGCAAGCGAGCUUGAUGCAGAGUUGGCCAAGGCUUCUAACGCUAAAAAUAUUUCCAAGAAGCUGAUUGAUGACCUCAACAACCAGAUUGACACUUUGAAGAAAGAGAAAGCUGACAGCCAGACCAAGAUUGAUGAUUUGGCCAAGAAAUUGGAUUCAAAGUCCACGACCGCAACACCUACCCCCACUGCAACACCAACACCUGUAGUUCCGCAAGCUGCGGCGGGCGGUGGUGGCAAGAAAAAGAACAACAAGAAAAAGAAGGGUAAGGGUGGUGCUGGUGGUGCCACAGCUCCUUCUCAAGUUUUACCAGCAGGAGACUCUACAGACACUCCUGAGCCAGCAGUUCCUGCUGAGACAGCUGGAAAUGCCGAGCUAGAGGCUGAGAUCGCCAAACUCAAGGAAGAAGUUACCGAAAAGGACACUCAGAUCGACCGCCUUUGCAAGAAGCGCAAGACGGAGGAGGAUCUGCGAGAGGAGAUUGAGUCGUUGCAAGAGAACCUUCUCACGAUUGGCCAGGAUCACGUCGAGGCCAAGGACAAGAUCAAGGAACUCGAGGCUGAAAAGUUGGAGUUGAAGACACAAAUCACUGAUCUGGAGAAGAAGAUCAGCUCAUCCACAUCAGAUGCCGAAGCCAGCACCAAAAUGCAGAACGAAAUGGACUCUUUGAAGACUGAAUAUAACGAUCUUAAGGAAAAGACAUCGACUCUGCAAGCCGACCUUGGUGCCGCUCAGCAAUUGGCCCAAAAUCGGUUCAAGGAUCUCGCAGAACUACGUGAGGUGCUACAGAAGGCGCAACCCGAGCUAAAGAGCCUCCGCCAAGAGUCUGCCACAUUAAAGACUACGAAGGAGGAGCUCGCGACCAAAACUAAGGAACUCAAGGAUAUGGAGAAACGGGAGAAGGACUUGAAGCGGGACUUGGAACGUGCUCAGAAGCUAUCCUCUGACCGUGAGACGGAGAUCAAGGGCCUGCAGGAGAAGGUGACUGCCGAGAUUAACGCAAAGCUUCGCCUUGAAGAUGCCCAGCGAGUCUCUGGACGAGACCUCCGCCGAUGCGAGGCCGAGAAGGUUGAAGUCAGUGCAAGAGCUGAUAAGGCGGAGCAGGAGCUCCAGACACUGCAGGACGAGCUAGGCAAACUACGACCCAAGGUAAAUGAGCUGGAAGAGCAGAUGCACAAAUUGAGACGAGAGAAGGCGGCAUCACAGGAGGAAGCGGACUUCAAGACGCAGCAAUACAGCAACGCCCAAGGCCUGUUGAGUAGUAUGCGAGACCAGACGGCUGAGAUGUCAGUGCAAUUAAAGGAAUCUAAAUCACAAGCCGAAUCGCUAGAGGAGGAGCUGGCCGAGGUUCAGCGACUGCUUCAAGAGAGAACACGCGAGGGUGAAACGAUGCGACGGCUCCUGGCGGACGUUGACGAACGUGCUGAUAACAAGAUACGAGAUAUGAGGGCACGAAUGGAGGCAGCGGUCGAGGAGCGAGACCGGAUUGAGGAUGAGUCGGCUACACUCGCACGACGCAAAACACGCGAGACAGAGGAUUUGAAGCAGAAGCUGAAGGACCUGGAGCGCGAGGUCAAGACUUUGACCCACGAACGAGACGAGCUUGAGCAACGUGAAAAGGAAUGGCGCAAACGAAGGGAAGAGCUCGAAUCAGUCGAAGAGAAGGCCGAGGCCGAGACCGAUGAGCUUCGGACCACGGCUUCGCAGCUCCGAACAGCCUUGGAUGCAUCCGAGAAGCAGGUCCGCGACGUGGAGAAGCAGCGAGCUGAACUUCGACGGAUGCUUGAGGAGUCGAGGCAACGGUACGAGAAAAUUUCCAAGGACCUUAAGUCGGCGCAGACCAAGCUCGUGGCCAGUUCGAGUCGUAGCUCGUUCGACUCGGUCCGGAGUGGAAGCAAUGGUUCACCAGCAGCUGCUGGGGCCCCAGAUACUGUUUACCUUAAAACAAUUCUACUGCAGUUUCUGGAACAGAAGGACACUAAGCUAAGAGCGCAGCUUGUACCGGUGUUGGGCAAGCUGUUGCGCUUUGAUAAGACGGAUGAACAAAAGUGGCAGAACGCUGUACAACAUAUUGAGGUCAAAUAG